UAAAAUAUUUUCCUUUUGGAAGAGGCUUUGUGUAGUAAAAUACUAGCUGGCCGGUUAUUAUCUAUAAAAUACAAUGACUAAACAUUCCUAGUAUAUUUACGCUGAAUAAACAAGGAAAGAUCCGCUUUGCCUUUCUGCAUCAAAGACAAUACUCAAAUACCAAGCGAAGCGUAAAUACUAAGUCUGCGAAAAUACCAGUAAAAAAUAUUACAACUGAAAGAAUGAAAUCUCCUUGGCUAUAGAAACACCAAAGAAUAUAGAAUCAUAUAGAAUAAUAAAAGUGACACCAACCACAUUGUUGUCAAAAAACGCACAAAAUAUUAUUUAAAAAUUUGAAAAGUAGUUUUGCUGAUCAUCCUUUUAAUUUUUUGAUUUUAUUUCGUUCGCAGUGUUUUUGCUAGGCAUCGAUGUUUAACUAUAUCAAACGAAUUCUUAUUCCGGCACAAAGCUUGGUGGCAGCGCUCUAUCAACAAGUUGCCAAGUCGAGUGUUUGUGAGCAGUAAGCCAUGCAUCCACUAAGAGAAAGAAUAUGUGACGAGUUGCUUGAAAAUCCACUUCUCCGCACUCCGCCGCCAGAACCAGAAAAGCCUCGUCCGCCGCGCGUGCGCAAACCACGAGAAUUUAAACUGCCUGCAAAAUUUACUUUAUUACCGAAAGAUUUUUACUCAUGCUGGUGCAAUCACCAAAAAGAGUUGCAAAUGGCAAAACAUAAAGUGGAUGACAGUCCGCCUGAACUAUUCCCCGAGUUAUAUCUCAAGCCAAGAAGACUCGACUACUAUGCUCGUCAGCUGGAACAAACCAUGAAUGUCAACAAGGAACUGCUAAAAAGAAUAAAUUUAAUACAGCGAACUGGUGGCUUCGUGGAUUGUUGGAUGCAUGAACCUUGCAAUAAAUACAAUAAGUUACUUUGCGAACAACGACAGCGGAAUUUAAACGAGAUACAAAAGAACAACUUCUAUUUUUAUUCAAGGCUGCUUGUUGCGAGGUCGGAGCAACUACUAACUAAAGAAUUGGACGAAGCCUGGAAAGAUACAAAACAUAAACUAAUUCUAGGAGCUUCGUUGCCAUUUAUAUUAUUUAAAACUGGUAAAAUUGAUCGUGGUAUGAAAGAUCCAGCUUUUGACAAACCUCCGAGCGUUUAUCGACCUAGGGUUUCUUUAGAUAUCUGGGUUCUCGGUGGGUCCAAGAUCGGUAAGGUAAUGAUAGAACUAUUUAACGAUAUAGUUCCAAAAACGUGUCAACUGUUCUUGAACCUUGUCAAAGGUGAUUCGAUGGGUCAUGCAUAUACAGGAACCAGAAUUUUUAGGAUAGUACCGGACUUGUAUUGCUGCGGCGGAGAUGUGACUAAAAACAACGGUUUCGGCUGUUACACGCCUGAAGGAGACCUACUUGAUACCAGGGACACUGACUGCUUUAAACUAAAACAUACUGUACCAGGUGUGGUAUCCAUGGUGGUCAGUCCAAAUGGUGAAGUGUGUGGACAGUUCAACAUUAUAUUCAAGCCGUUGCCGCAGUUUGAUAACAAACAUGUUGUCUUUGGGAGGAUAAUAGCAGGGCCAGCGCCAACGUUGGAACGCAUCAGUGCGCUAGGGCUGCCCCUCGGCACCACCUCCACGGACUGCAUCGUCAAGUCCUGCGGCUGGUUCACCCGCAAGGGCGAGUACCGCGAGGGCAACCCUAACACCAUCAAGUUUCCGCCCAGACGUAAAGCUAAGAAGUGAUUGUCAUCGUCUUGUACCUUUCGGUGUGAUUGUUCUAUUGUUUUGAUCAUCGUAAAUUUUAUUGAGUUUUUGAAGGUUUUAUUAUUAUUAUGAGUAUUUUAAAAUCUAA
This is a messenger RNA of Trichoplusia ni (cabbage looper), 1830 nucleotides long. RefSeq lists its product as uncharacterized. Bases 507 to 1721 code for a protein of 404 amino acids. The transcript has 11 exons. Gene Ontology annotation, molecular function: peptidyl-prolyl cis-trans isomerase activity. Gene Ontology annotation, biological process: protein peptidyl-prolyl isomerization. The record is from RefSeq and is a predicted model, not a curated record. Lineage: Eukaryota; Metazoa; Arthropoda; Insecta; Lepidoptera; Noctuidae.